Messenger RNA from Pochonia chlamydosporia 170, 1542 nucleotides. RefSeq names its product FAD dependent oxidoreductase. The record is from RefSeq and is a predicted model, not a curated record. Lineage: Eukaryota; Fungi; Ascomycota; Sordariomycetes; Hypocreales; Clavicipitaceae. The coding region runs from base 1 to 1542 and encodes 513 amino acids. The transcript has 2 exons.
AUGGCAGAUAUUAAUGUGGACGUUGUAAUAAUUGGUGCUGGGUUCGCGGGAUGUCUCUCACUACAUCAUAUGAGACGGAGAAGGUUUUCGGCCAAGAUUAUCGAAGCAGGUAGUGAUUUCGGUGGAGUAUGGUAUUGGAAUCGGUAUCCUGGAGCUCAAGUCGAUUCAGAAAUGCCAAAUUACCAAUUCAGCAGUCCGGAGAUUUUCAACGACUUUUCCUUUCACGAAUUCUACCCGGACGCAACGGCCCUACGCAACUACUUUGGCCACGUUGACAAAAGGUGGGAUCUCCGCAAGGACGCCAUCUUUAAUCAAAGAGUCACAGAGGCAAGAUACGAUGGAGAAGAUAAAAAGUGGAAAAUUACGACGGAAAAAGGGCUGGCGGCAAGUUCAAGAUUCAUCAUCUUUGCCGUGGUUUGGCCAGAAGAUGUCAACUUUACAGGAAAGAAGACAGGCAUCAUCGGACAAGGCGCGUCCGGCACCCAGAUUUUCGAGCAUCUCGCCUGUCGUGGACACGAUGUCACUGUUUUUCUCCGGACGCCACCCAUAGCAUUUCCUAUGAGGAACCGCGCCAUCACAGGCGAAGAGAAUAAAGAGGCAAAGAAAACUUAUGAAUCUCACUUUUCGCGGUCCAAAUACGGCGAAGUAGGGUUCCCCUUUUUGCCCUACGCCAAGCCCCUGAGUUCGGAGUCUGCAGACCAGAAUCGUGCGCAUAUGGAAAAGCUGUGGGAACACGGCGGUUUAAUGAAUGUUACUGGCAAUUACAUUGAUAUUUUGGUGGACAAAACCGCCAACGAAACAUUUUACAACUUUUGGUCGGAAAAGGUCCGAGCCAGAAUGACGGACGAGGCCAAAAAGGAGACGUUGGCGCCACCAAAGCCAGUGCAACCUUUAGGCACGAAGAGAUCCACGAUUGAAAACAAAUACUAUGAGUUGAUGGAUGGAGAAAACGUCACGCUCGUCAAUCUCCAGAAGACGCCUAUCAAAGAGUUUGCUUCCAAUGGGAUAGUCACAUCAAGCUCUGGGACAGAUGGUGAUGAGACACUGCACCAUUUGGAUGUAGUCGUUGUGGCUACGGGGUACGAUUCAGUUACGGGAAGUUUGUACGACAUCAACAUUGUAGAUAAACAAGGCAAGACACUGCAGGAGAAGUGGAAAGAUGGCAUCCGCACAUACUUUGGCAUGAUGGUUCCGGACAUGCCGAACGCGUUCAUCUUGUACGGACCGCAGGCACCGACAUCUUUGGCUAACGGGCCUACGUUUCUAGAAAUGGAAGUUGAGUGGAUUGACAAGUUGUUGGACAAGAUGGAAGGAGAUCACAUCACAAGUAUAGAGCCAACCAAGGACGAAGCCGAAGCAUGGAACCAAAAACUACAAUCAAGGUUUACCUUGUUACCGCAUAGCAAGGCACCCUCCUGGUGGGUUGGGGCAAACACCCCUGGUAAGAGACGAGAACCGUUGGUCUGGUUUGGAGGGACAAAGGCUUGGUCUGUGGAAUGUACCGAAGCAUUGAGCGACUGGUCGCAUUUCAUUACGGACUAA